Glycine soja is the source of this 1979-nucleotide messenger RNA. Its product is annotated as transcription factor bHLH96-like. NCBI's taxonomy places the organism in Eukaryota, Viridiplantae, Streptophyta, Magnoliopsida, Fabales, Fabaceae. The transcript has 3 exons. Gene Ontology annotation, molecular function: RNA polymerase II cis-regulatory region sequence-specific DNA binding; DNA-binding transcription factor activity, RNA polymerase II-specific; protein dimerization activity. Gene Ontology annotation, biological process: regulation of transcription by RNA polymerase II. The record is from RefSeq and is a predicted model, not a curated record. Bases 562 to 1536 code for a protein of 324 amino acids.
AAUUAACAAAUUGCCAAAAGAAUCUUUCUGUGUGUUUCCCGGUGGUUAAGUUCGUGCGAUCAAGGAACUGGUCUACGACGAAAAACCUCACGUGCAUAGGGCUGUAGCUUUUUGUUUGUGUGCACAAAUCCACUUUUUGAGAUUUGAAGGCAAAAGGGCAUUGUUCUUACGGUGAUCAUGAUAAAAGGGUCACUUUGUUUGCUCUAUUAGUUAGUGCCCUUGCUUUGGCCUUUGCUAAAGUAAGUACCUUCCUUUCUUCGCCCAAAACUGUUUUUAGCAUCUAAUCAUUAACCUUCAUCUUCCGUGCUUUCCCAAAACUGUUCUUAGCAUCAUCUAAUCAUUAACCUUCAUCUUACUCUAAAAAAAAACGAAGAAACUUUCUUAUACAACCCCCCCCCCCUCUCUCUCCUUUUCUCUUUAAGAGACCUUUUCUCCUCAUCUCUGCUUGCUCCUCUUGUGAACAAAGAAAGUGGUGUCUCCCUUGAGAGCUACACUUCCACUUUUCCACUUGAAAAAUUUUCCAACUUUAUCCAACAAGUGACAAAAAAAAAAAAAAAAACAAUGGCCCUAGAGGCCGUGGUUUUCCCACAAGAUCCAUUCACUUACGGUUGCAACAACAAAGACUUCUUGUACUCGUUAGUAGGAGGUGGUGGAGGAAGCCAAACCCAUGUGGGAAUCAUCAACAACAACAACAUAGACCACACCCUGCAUGCAAAUUGGGAUUCAUCUUCUCCUUCGGUGUUGCAAAAUGUUAAAGACCAGUGGGAUUCACACUCCUCCCCUGAAGCUUGCACUGUUGAUCAAUCCCUUCCUGCAGUCUUCCCUCCUCCUUCUUCCUCGGCCGAAGCCGCUGCCAUGGGCCGCCGCAAACGACGUCGCACCAAGAGCGCCAAGAACAAGGAGGAGAUCGAGAACCAGAGGAUGACCCACAUUGCAGUUGAGCGCAAUAGAAGAAAACAGAUGAACGAGUACCUCGCCGUGCUUAGAUCCUUGAUGCCUCCUUCUUAUGUACAAAGGGGCGAUCAAGCAUCUAUUAUUGGGGGCGCCAUUAACUUCGUGAAGGAGCUGGAGCAGCUUCUGCAGUGCAUGAAGGGCCAGAAGAGAACAAAGGAGGGUGGCUUCUCUGACUCAUCACCCUUUGCUGAGUUCUUCAUGUUCCCCCAAUACUCGACACGUGCGACACAGAGCAGCAGCAGCAGCAGCAGAGGCUACCCUGGCACGUGCGAGGCCAACAACAACAUUGCACGGAACCAUUCAUGGGCCGUGGCAGACAUAGAAGUGACCUUGGUAGAUGGCCAUGCCAACAUGAAGAUACUCUCAAAGAAACGACCAGGGUUGCUUCUGAAGAUGGUUGUUGGUCUUCAAAGUCUUGGUCUCAGCAUUCUUCACCUUAAUGUUACCACUGUUGACGAUAUGGUCCUUACCUCAGUUAGUGUUAAGGUAGAGGAAGGGUGUCAGCUGAACACGGUGGAUGAAAUUGCAGCUGCUGUGCAUCAAUUAUCACGCACAGUUCAGGAGGAAGCUGUUUUCAGCUGAAUUAAACUUUGAAAUACUAAAAGGCUAUUGCACCCUCGUUUAUCAAUAAUUGUGCAAAACAGCUUUGAUACCCUUGUUGAAAUGCGUUCAAGUUUGUAGGGUGUGGCCCGUGAAGGGAUAUAGAACAAGGGAUAGGCUUUGUACAUGCAUCAGUGAUCUCAAACAAGAUAUAUAAAUGUUCCAUUUCAAUAAGCUAGGAGAUGCUAAUUAAAGUAUAGGUUUACUCUUUUCUCAUUUUAUAUUUUUUUUUUCCUCUUUUGCUUUUUUCUCCCAGCUCCAAGAAUUUAAGCCUGAGAGGGAAAAAAAAGUGUUGGAAGCGACAAUCAAUUUAUGUUGUGGAGGCCCCCCUUACUGAACUGUGCACCCACUUGUGAAUUAUUAGCGUUAUUUUCCAGAGCACGAGCUUCGUUAAUUUCAUUGGAAUGUCUGUGGACCUCUUACAA